Molecule: messenger RNA, 601 nt
Organism: Tetrahymena thermophila SB210
Lineage: Eukaryota; Ciliophora; Oligohymenophorea; Hymenostomatida; Tetrahymenidae
Product: transmembrane protein, putative
Exons: 1
Source: RefSeq, a predicted model, not a curated record
CUUUAAAACCCGCAUUAAAUCAAUAAUUAAUUAAUAGAUUAAAUAAUAACAAAUAAUAAAAACAAAUGAAAAUAAAUAACCUUGUUUUUCUCUUAGUUAUCUUUCAGAUUUUGAUAGCAACAACUACCAGUAUGGGAUUCUACCAAAACUAGCUGAAAGGAUAGUUCACUUAGAUUCCUUGUUUACAUAUAGAGGAAAUAAUUAAAAACGAAAAAACAUAAUACCAUGCAUUCAAUUAUUGUUUGAGCAGCAGAAGAUUUAAGUUUUCUAUGAAAGACAUCUCCGGAAAUGAAUAUUAAUACUCAUCUCAAUGUAUCUCUUCUGGAUAAAGAAAUCACCUAGAUAAGUAUAAUCAAGAAGACUUUUUUUAUGGCAUAUCUGAGGAUUGCUGAUUGCAACUAAUUAAUUACUCUUAAUAUCCUAAACUUGAAUUUAUAUCACUUACAUUAACUUUCUAAAAUAACUUAUUUGUAUAAAGUAUUAAAUUUUUAUAUUAUAUAUACACUGUAAUCUGAUAAUUUCAUUCUACUACUAUCAAAAAUCCAUCUUUAAUCAAUUUUUACAGGUAAUUCUUAAAAGUAAAAAGAAACCUAAUCUAAUC